AUGGAUUACAACCCAUUGAAGAUGCCUUGUGAUUGGAAUGUGGCCAGAAAGCAUGCAUUGGCCAGACGAACUGCUCCUGAUACUAAGGCUCAUAUUGAUUAUGAAGAUGAUGAAGAACCUAAAAAACCUGAGACAUGUCCUUGUUGUGGGUUUGAAAUAGAGAGAAAGGAAAUUCCAUAUUGUGAUGAUAUCAAAUAACUCAAAUUUUUGGGGGCAGGUUUUCCAUUGUUUUACAAUUUUUUGAAAUUCUGCAUCCUGUUAUUAUGUCUGUAAAGUCUUGUAGCCAUUUUCAAUAUUUUGAGCAAUUAUCAUGGUGAAUUUUGCUAAUAAUAAUCCCUGAAUCCAAUUUCACAGUAGAUGGAACCUAAUUGUCAAGAAUCCGCAUUCCUUAAAUUGUCUAUAGCCAAUAAACUAAACAACUCAGAAGUGGUGGUGUUCAUCCAAAAGGCCAAUCUUAUUAUGCUAAUUAUAAUGAUCAUUCUACUCCAAUUUUUCAGAAGACACCAAAAGAAAUUAGACAAUCAAAUAGAUGAAUCAUAACUAACUCCAAGCGAUUACACUAUCAUGGUGACCAAUAUCCCAAAAACUUUGAAUGUCAAUUAUAGAUGGGAACUAACUAAUAUAUUUUAAAACUACGCAGUAUCAGAUACUAACUUUUAAAUAACUGUUACCAAAGUUGUUUUAGUCUACGAUAUUACAGAAAUCUUGGCUGAAGAAGCUAAGAUCGAAAAGUCUCUACAGAAGAAAAAGAUCGCUUUAUAAACAUCGAAUAUGAAAUAUGAAUGUUAGGAUGUCAGAGAUUGCGAACUCGAAAUUGAAACUUCGUAAAGGAGAAUCAAAGAUCUAUAAGAGGAGUACUUUUGGACUAAUAGAUAAUUCAGCGGCAUCGCUUUUGUAUCGUUUGAAAGUGAAAAAAUGAAGGACCUAGUUCUUAGUUAAAAUGCACAUACUCUGAUUGAUAAGAUGAAGACGUUUUUAUAUUCUGGUAAAACUCCAGGUUUGGAUGAGAUGGAAUUGUAGUGGCAGGCUUAGAAACUUUUCAUCGAGUAGGCACCUGAACCUAAUGAUAUCUUGUGGGAAAACUUGGCCACUUUGACUCAAGAUAAGAUAAUCGCCAGAAUCAAGGGAUUCUUCAUUACCCUUGCUUUGUAAGGAGUUACAUUCUUUGUUAUUUAUUAUUUAUCAAUCCGAUGCAUUCGACUAGUCUACAACGAAGAACUCGAAAAAAGGAGGAUUGGUGUAGACGAUAAAGAGAAGUUGAAGCAUGUUUAAAUGAUUUCAUUUGCCAUUGCUUCAACCAUUGUCUUGGUCAACAAACUAUUAAUUGAACCCUUAAUGAAGUGGGUCACUAAAAUUGAAAAGAUAUCUACCAAUACCAAAUUUUAGACUUCUUACGCUAACAAAUUAACCAUUUCCUUAUUUGUAAAUGCUGCUAUUGUUAGCUAUGUUAUUGACAUCUUGAUUUUCAGUAAUGUGUAUGGCUUUGGUGGAUUCUUGUAUAAUGAGUCUCUGAUUUUUAUUAUGAAUGCUGCCAUAGCACCAUUGAUUUGGUUUAUUGAUCCUUGGACUCUGAUUAGAAAACUGCAAAGAGACCAUCAGAUUUAGAAAGUGAAUGAUUGUUUACUGACCCAAAAGGAGGCUAACGAAAUCAUGGAGGAAGUUGAUUACCAAUUAGCCAUGAGGUAUGCAGACAUAAUCAAGACUAUGUGGUUCACCUUCUUCUUUGGAACUGCAAUUCCUAUAGGUGUAUUCAGUUCUUUAAUCGGUUUAAGUUUAUUUUACCUCGUUGAUAAGUAUAACAUUUUGAGAAGGAGAACAGUGAAGGAGAGCAUAUCCUAAGAGUUAUCAUGGUAAAUGAUAAAUAUGCUUGAAUUCAUUGUCCUAUUCAAUCCGUUGGGUAAUAUGGCAGUCUCAUUAUUUCUUAACUAAGACUUUGAUAUUUAUUCAACAAUUGGAGUAAUCAUUGGAUUGAGUUUUUAAGUCUUACCAAUACAUCGUAUUGUUGACAGCAUGUUUCCAAUCAAGAACUUUGAAGAACCUGUUUCAUAUAAAAAAGCAUAGAUCGACUUUGAUACUGAUUAUGACAGGGAGAAUCCUGUUACGAAAUAGAAAGCAAUCGCUGAGCAUCACUCAGGAGAGAAAAGUGGAAUAUUAAAUUAUGCAUGA
This is a messenger RNA of Paramecium tetraurelia, 2166 nucleotides long. RefSeq lists its product as uncharacterized. Gene Ontology annotation, molecular function: calcium-activated cation channel activity. The record is from RefSeq and is a predicted model, not a curated record. NCBI's taxonomy places the organism in Eukaryota, Ciliophora, Oligohymenophorea, Peniculida, Parameciidae. Gene Ontology annotation, cellular component: plasma membrane. The transcript has 6 exons.